AUGUUCGAUCUGGACAUCGAACUCGACCCCUUGACCAAUAGAGUCUAUCUUGGAGAGUAUUACAACCUCUGCUUUGUCUUCCUCACCAAACCCUCCUCGUCAUUCGCCGAAUUUGUUUCCGGUAUAUACCAGGGCCUGGAACGCCUUUCGGAACAAUUCCCCUGGAUCACUGGCCAAGUCAAAAAUGACGGAUACACAAAGCAGGAAGACAAUAAAUACAGGAUCAUCCCGUUCCAAACGGCACCGCGCUUCCAAGUCGAGAACCAUCAAAAACCCUCCCAAUUUGAUUUUAGAAGUGUCGUAGACGAGGACUUUCCUAUGGCUUGGAUCAACGGGAAUGAUGUUCCCAUUCAGGAGUUUUCGCUGGACUCAGGACCCUUUCCUGUGAUGGAGUUAAAGUUCAUCAUCGAAAAAGGCGCUUCUGUCCUCACCAUCAGUGGGAAUAGCAAAGUCUUCGACAUGAUAAGCCUAUGUAUGAUCAUUCGAAUGCUGGCGAAAGCCUGUAGUCAGGAGUCAUUUACAUCCUUGGAGAUAUCGGGAAUGGAAAACCACGCAGCGUUUUUUCAUAAUGACAACAAGAUGCAAAGGCACGACAGGAUCCCUGUCAGAUUUGUGCCGGAUCUUCUGUUGCCUCAAACCACAUCGUUUCAGGAAAGAAAUAUUAAAUGGGCUUUAUUCUCUUUCGAUCAAGACGCUCUUCAGGACAUAAAGGACAUGAGCAUGAGUAGUGACAGCCUCUCACAAUACCUGGCGGAUACUGAUAAGGCUCUUACCGCUUUUGUAUUGAACCCUGACUAUAUGUUCCAACCCAACUGGUUUGUUUGGUGUCUCGUGUAUUUCAUGCCCCGAAGUGCGCAGAACGAAAUCACGGUGGCUGUAUCGUUGCGGCAGACGGAUCUGGAGAAGUUACUGGGACGUCAGAAUGGAAUGAAAGUGUGA
This is a messenger RNA of Fusarium oxysporum Fo47, 939 nucleotides long. RefSeq lists its product as uncharacterized. Bases 1 to 939 code for a protein of 312 amino acids. NCBI's taxonomy places the organism in Eukaryota, Fungi, Ascomycota, Sordariomycetes, Hypocreales, Nectriaceae. The transcript is spliced from 3 exons. The record is from RefSeq and is a predicted model, not a curated record.